Messenger RNA from Mollisia scopiformis, 5285 nucleotides. RefSeq lists its product as uncharacterized. Gene Ontology annotation, biological process: nuclear pore organization. Lineage: Eukaryota; Fungi; Ascomycota; Leotiomycetes; Helotiales; Mollisiaceae. The transcript has 5 exons. The record is from RefSeq and is a predicted model, not a curated record. Gene Ontology annotation, cellular component: nuclear pore inner ring; nuclear pore. Bases 153 to 5114 code for a protein of 1653 amino acids. Gene Ontology annotation, molecular function: structural constituent of nuclear pore.
UUUGAAUGCGCUUCCAGGUUGUUACGAUAUCUGCACGUUGUGUAUUACUGCCACCAAAGAUAUAUUUCGUUGACCUAGAUCACUAAUGGUCCUAUGCUCGCUUUACCACCCUGAAUCGGUUGCCUGCGUCCUUCGGCGCAUCGAGGUAAAUAAUGUCGGAUCCGACGAACUUGGAGAGCUUGCAAGCUUUGUAUGCCGACCUUCUUGCGCUCUCCGAAGCCCGCCUCACGAGCCUUGAGCGCCUAGAGACACAGCUAGAUGCUCAUGUGAAAGACUUUCAGAAUCUGCUCGACAAGAAGGCUCGCAAUGAGCAGAGCCGCCAGACCUUGGCAACUGGGAAGCUAGAUUUCGAAGGCGAUCAAUAUUCUGUGAAUGAGGAAUUCAAACAGGGCGCAUUGAAGGUUGCAGAUGAGCUAAAUAUCGACGAACUCGAUGCUGCACGCAUCUGCCUAGAGGUUCAAGAGGAAACAGAUUCUUCCGGGCGGUCGCUCCUCACAAAUUCGAUAGUACGGUUUCAUCAACGGCGGAAACAUCUCCUGGAUUGUCUUCGUUUACUCGUUCAGCUGUCCGCGGACGUGAAUAUCAAUGAGGGCCAUCGAGCGGGGUUCCAGGACGUCGUUCAACGAAUUGUUCAGCCUCAGAAUGGAGCGUAUGCCUUCGCCCAGAAAUGCCUUGGGGCCAUGAAAGAUAUAAAAACAUGGCUACAAACACUUGCAGAAAAGUUGAGCGGAGCGUCAGUUCUAGGUCAAGGACAUCAAGAGGAGUUUUUGGAGGCAAUAGAAUAUCAGAGAGUCAGCCUUGUGAAGCAACACGAGUCUCUCGGUGUCACGAUACACUAUCUCGUCAAGGAAAAUCGUGCUCAUUCAUCAGAAUUCGAAGCUGUUCUAGACGUCUUGAAGAAAGCAGAUAAAUACGACAAUCUACUGUUACACUAUUUCCCAGCGUUAGGAAGCUUCAUCUCGCGUUUCGGUGGCCCAGAAGGAGGAGCGACAAUUACGGAGGCAAGGACUUUGCACGAGCAAGUCUUCAGGCCUUAUGAGGAAAACCCUUGGACACUACCUUAUGCUCAUGCGGCCUUUAGAGCCUGGUGGCUGGCCGAAUAUGGUGGAUGGUACGGAGAAAACUACGACGGCACUAUUCCAGAGAACCAGCUCGAAGACGAGGCCAGACAACGAUCACAACAAUACUCGGAGGCUCUGAAGGACCAAGCUUUUGAUUUCUUGCUGGCUAUUUCUGCAGAUGUCAGAGCUGUUGAUUGGCUCGACCCUGCGCGACAAGGCCUUCGUCAAUGGCUGCAAAGAAACCCGGUUCCAGCAAUUAUUCCGGAUCCAAUCCCAUUUUCUGACUUCUUCCAAAAUCUUCUGAUGGAGCAAUUGGAGACAUUCAUCGAAGCAUUCAUUACUAAUCUGCCAGAUGUCCUAAGGAGACUCAGAGUUGAUGAAGACGAGCAAAGACAAGUCAGCAAAGACCACGAACAUGACCUUGAUCUAGAAAGAUUCCUUGUCAUCAUAGCCUACGUAUUUGAAGGUAGGCCAAAGGCUGCGCUGGAAGGCUUUUGGGACGUCCCGGAUGGUGCUCUCCUGGGCUUCGUGCACUGGGCCUCAAAGCGCGCCUCGACACCUCUAGUCACUACCUUCUGUGAAAUGCUUCAAGCCAUCUCCGGAGACGAUGAAUGCGCUACAGCGGCUCAUGUUUUCUUGCUUGACGAAGGACCGCAGUCUUCGGGCAAAAUGAGACGGACCCAUUCUUUGACAUGGAACCAAAUCUUCAAAGAGCUCACUUUCUUCUCGUCCAAGAUUCGAGAUCGUCCAGCUUUGCCGCAGACUCAUGGAUAUCGGCCAGGAAACCCAAAUGCAGAUCUUGCUGAAGCAGAGCCUGAAUCAGCCAUGAUGCUAGAGUGUUACCUACGCCUCAUAACCCGUCUUUGUUCUGAAAGUGAAGCAGCCAGAACCUUCAUUGCCCAACAUCCGACAUUCAACCUCAGUGAACUCUUAUUCCAGCUCGCAAGUAGUUCUAUUCAACCCCGGCUUAGAGCAUGUGCGUUCACUGCUCUAAGAUCUCUCCUUAGCCAUAAGACGAAAGAGGCAGGAGAAUAUAUCUGGGCAGCACUAGAUGUAUGGAUCAUGGGUGGCUAUACCCCUGGAUCGGCUAUGCCAAAGUCGUCCACAUCUGUGUCAACGACCACACCCGGAACUGCAAUUGCGGCAAUUCUGCAAGGUCUUGCAACUGGAUUUGAGGAGCCCAAUGCCUUCGUUCAGCUACUUCAUGCUCUUGUAGCCCCGUAUACAGACGAUUCUGGUCUUCACGACGGGCUCCCCUUUCCUGAAACGCUAGGCAUGUCUAGCCGCCAACCUGGUAUUGAUCCGUACAUCGACUUUGCUCUGGGGCAAAUUUUCGCAGGUCAAUCGACGGAAUUGCCAGAAAUGCAAACACGAUUGCUUCAGUUAAGCUGUCUGGAACUCAUUGCGACUUGUUUAGACACAUUUAACGAAGAUCUUGUCAUUUUCGCAGACCGAUCAAAAGUUGCGGUAGACUUGGCGAUUAAGGUGUCCAGCCUGAAAAAUUAUGUCCUCCUCCAUCCAUUCUCGCGGGUCAUGGAGUGGAUGUUCAAUGAGAAAGUCAUGGCAGCAUUGUUCACCGCCGUUCAUCAAGACCCCGGGGAGGUAGCCCGUGCACCACCAGAUUCACCACAGAUCCUAUGUCUCUUACGGGGUUUACAUGUUAUCACCAAGAUCCUGGAAGUACAACCUACCUAUCUAGAUAUCAUUCGACAAGUGAUUCGAGAUCAACCUAACUACCGCCGUGUGCCAGUCUCCAAUGCCGCAUUUGGUUCAUUCGAGGAUGGCAUUCUUAAUCAUCUCGUUCUGAUCCCCGACCUUGGCCGAUACUGUGGCACUGGUCACCCUGAUCUCGUGGUGGCUUCGUUGACACUCCUCGAGAAACUCUCUGCUUCACCAAGAUUGUCCUCUGCUGCUACUGUUCGAGGUCGGCGAUCGGAUCGAAACAAAGUUCUGGCUGCCCUUGACGAUGACGCUGAAACCAUAUCCAAAAUUCUCCUGCGAGAAAUGGAAUCGGAUAUUGAUGCUAAUCAAGGACCGGAAUCUCCUGCUUUCAUAAUCAAGAUUCACAUUUUGGACUUUCUAAUUGCCUGCCUCCAAAGUAAUCCUGGUCAGCCAACAAUAGCCCACCUUCUGCUCGGCUUCCAAUGUGGUACGCGAGGUUUGAGUAUAGACGGGGCCGGCGCGUUCAGUCGCGGUGUAUCGCUUUUCCAUACCAUCCUCGACCUUGCCCUCAAUUCUCCUGUUGCUGAUGAUGCUGGGGUAUCAAAGUGGUCAGUGGCUUUGAGCUCUAAAGCUCUCCAAGCUUUAAGACAACUCUGGCAGGCACCAAUUUCUUCUGUCAUUACGAUGACGGAAAUGCAGACCCAUGACUCAUUCUUCAUGUUCUUCGUAAAAGAGCUAGUUAUUGGACCCGAUAUGCUCUGGGAUGGGUUAACCUUCAACGAUCCAGCGUUCUUGUUCUCGCCAGCAUCGUCUAGUCUUUCAACCUUCCUGUCUCGACGAGCUUCAAUGCUACACUAUCUUUCUACGGAGCUUCAUCAAGUCUCACUCAGCCACUCCCCAUCACUCAAGCAGCGUAUGUUUGAAACUUUAUUGGGCUCAACUACUGUUGAUGGUGGACAAAAGCUCGAUCACGCCACAAUCUUCGACUGGUUCGACUUCAUGGAGCCAGACUAUCCCGACAUGUUCAACGAACCAGAGGUCACCUGCUUUAGAAAUAUUGACUUUUCUGUGUGUACAGACGAUCAAGACGGCGUUUCUACCUACAACUUAUCAAAAGUUGAGGAAGUCAUCAUAUUGAGACGAGAAGAGUUGACUCAGACAAAGCGAGUCGAGAGUCUGCAGGAUCUUACCAUUGUAAAUGCCCAAGCCCAGGAGUUGCUGGAAUUUUUCGCUCAGGACAAUCAACUGGUGAUCUUGAAGUCAGCGCGUCUGAAGGUAUUGAAAGCUUGGGUUCAACUCAUGCUCGUUAUAAUCAAAUGUGGCCACUUUGAUAGUUCUGACAAAGCUUCCUUUGUCCUCAAGGCACUGCAAACCAUCCUGCCAAGACUGGAAAACAAUCUGGAAGCUAUUGCCGAAGCAGUAGAGCUUGCACAGCUUGCCCAAGCCCUUGUAUUCACUCUAGAUUUUGGAUCAGAUGCGUUCAAAAAGGAUAAUUUAGGGGACUUGGUAGGAGACAAAUUGUUCCAUCUCUUCCAGGUUUCUCUGAAGGCGAUAACCACUCUGGGUGCUCAUGCAUCACUGAAGGAGAUGUUUUAUAACAUCAACUACCGCUAUUUGUCCAGUAUGUCCGAUGUAGCCAGUCUUUCGGGCUUACACCGAAGGCAUAGUAUCCAGACUAUCAAGUCUGCUGGGGAACGAUUCAUUGAUUUGGUCUGUACGGAUGUCCAAGGUGGUGAGCCAACAUGCAGGAUCGCAGCUUUACUCGUCCUAGGCGCUCUUGUUAAGCUAGGGCACAGCGAAAAUUCCAAGUACAUCAUCGAGUCACUGGUUCGAUUGAAUAUCGUCUCGCUUCUCACGGAAUCAAUCCAGGAAAUGUCUAGCGAUCUCCGCGUGACGCGAGCGGAGGAUGUAGACUUGCAAUUGUCAUAUUGCCAUGCACGACUCGGCCUUCUUCUCGGUCUGUCACAGACCCGCCCUGGGGCCGCCGCUGUUCUCAACGCAGGCCUCUUUCACACGACCAAGCUUUCUGGCUUAUUUGCUACGGAUCCUGACCUGGGAGUUGAUAUCGAGGGGCCCAAUGCUAUGAUCAAGCAUUAUAAUCUUCUUACAGCGAUCAUGAGGAUCAUCUGUGCUGCAGUAAUGAGCCGAGGCGCACAGAACCAGCAAACUCUUGAGCAAGGCCGUAGAUUUCUCUCAGAAAACCGGUUAUCUAUCCUGGCAGUGCUCAAAAAGUCUGCGGGGCUUGGUGGUGUCCAUCAUCAGCCAGACGAAAGCAUUCAAGAGCUAGCUGACGUGUAUAUGCUUCUUAUGUCGGUGACUGGUUUUGUUGAAUUUGAGGACCAGUCAAAUCAACAGAAACAGGCAUCUAAAGGCUUUACCGUGUUCACUUGAAGUGUAGGCACAUGUUUGGAUAUCGUGUACAGUAGAAAGACAAAUCAGGGAUAGCUUUUCGGCAAAAAUCCAUGAUGGAUAGUUAUGACAUGGGACGAGAAUGAUAGGAGCUGGGACUAUCAAAUGUAUUGAGACCUUGAGAUCCAGAUACCAAUAAAACUAUUUCCGCAG